UUUUAUGUGUGGUUGUGUUUGUUAUCAAAAGCAUUUAAACAAAAAAUUAGUUAGACAACUUUACAACCCUGGAACAUCUUAAUUCACAACAAAAACGUUAUGUACCUUUAUAUUCUGCUUAUUCAGUUUCACUUGGAACAACUAGGCUUCCUAAUUCAAUUUGACUGACAUAUAGAAUAAUUUGAUAUCAAUAUUGUAUACUUAUACUUUAUUUUAAUUUUCUAGGAUACUCCUAUCUCUCUCUUUUCUUGGUGUCUGGAUGGAAUUCUUUUGAUUUGCACUUGGGCUCUUCUGAAUUGAUCUGCUGGACUACAACUGGACAUGCUGAGGCCUUGUGACACGUUUACCUAUGGUUGCUGCAAUCGUUACCUGCAACCAACUGUGUCAUCUACUUGUUUGACCCUAUGGUUCUUCCUUGGCCUUUUCAGUGGUUAUAUACACUAUUAGAAGGCCCUGAAUGGGUUAAAGGUUUUGCUAUCUAUGCAGAGUAUUUUUUAGAGGCUCAUCCACAACACACGAAAGGGUUGAUGAGAUGUCCUUUAUUGAAGCAACAGGAAUGCACUACUGGGAGCUAGCUGAGCACAUAAGACACGGCCAGAGCACUGAGAGAUAUCAGGUAUUGAUGUAACUGGAGUGAAUAAGGGAACCUUCUUCCUGAGCACAGACAUUGGAGCCUGUUAUCAGCAUGAACUCAUUUGUGUUAGACAAACACCUGAAUAGUUCAUAUCCAUCCUUCACCACAGCAAGCAUCAGAAUGAUACCACAGACUCCAACAUUUUUAGACACUAAUGACUAUUCACAAACAUUGGGGAAAUCACAGCAGAUAUUUAAAGAAGAUGAUGAAUUGUCAGGAACUGGGCAGCAAUCGCUAUGUACAGAGAGUAAUUUAGUCAUCAAACAAGAGGACAAGAAUUAUGCCAUAUCUAGUGAAAUGAUUAUCCCUGAGGAUAAGCCACAAACAUUUACUGAGUUUUCAAAACAUUUUAAAGAAGACAAAAGUCUACAGUCUAACCAAAUGAUUCAUACAAAAGAUAAACAUUUCAAAUGUACAGAAUGUGAGAAAAGCUUUAGACGGAAGUCUCAUCUCCUAGAACACCACAAAAUUCACACAGAUGAGAAGCUUCACACAUGUCCUGAGGGUAUCAAAUGUUUUAUGCAAAUGACAAAUCGUAUAGCUCAUGAAAGGACCCACACAGGGGAGAAACCUUUUAGCUGUACAGAGUGUGGAAAAAGUUUUACACAAAUGGAUAAUUUGAAAACUCAUAAAAAGAAUCACACAGGAAAAAAGCCUUUCACAUGUACAGAGUGUGGAAACAGUUUUACACAAAAGAGUGAUCUGAAAAUGCAUGUGAGGAGUCACACAGGGGAAAAGCCUUUCACAUGUACAGAGUGUGGAAAAAGUUUUCCACAAAAGAGUGUUCUGAAAACACAUGAAAGGAUUCACACAGGGGAAAAGCCUUUCACAUGUACAGAGUGUGGAAAAAGUUUUACACAAAAGAGUGAUCUGAAAAAACAUGUGAGGAGUCACACAGGGGAAAAGCCUUUCACAUGUACAGAGUGUGGAAAAAGUUUUACACAAAAGAAUGAUCUGACAAAGCAUUUAAGAUUUCACACAGGAGAAAAGCCGUUCACAUGUACAGAGUGUGGAAAAAGUUUUACACAAAUAAGUAGUCUGAAAAAUCAUGAAAUGAGUCACACAGGAGAAAAGCCUUUCACAUGUACAGAGUGUGGAAAAAGUUUUACACAAAAGAGUGAUCUGAAAAAACAUGUGAGGAGUCACACAGGGGAAAAGCAUUUCACAUGUACAGAGUGUGGAAAAAGUUUUACACAAAAGAGUGAUCUAAAAAAACAUGUGAGGAGUCACACAGGGGAAAAGCAUUUCACAUGUACAGAGUGUGGAAAAAGUUUUACACAAAAGAAUGAUCUGACAAAGCAUUUAAGGAUUCACACAGGAGAAAAGCCGUUCACAUGUACAGAGUGUGGAAAACGUUUUACACAAAUAAGUAGUCUGAAAAAUCAUGAAAUGAAUCACACAGGAGAAAAGCCGUUCACAUGUACAGAGUGUGGAAAAAGUUUUACACAAAUAAGUAGUCUGAAAAAUCAUGAAUUGAAUCACACAGGAGAAAAGCCGUUCACAUGUACAGAGUGUGGAAAAAGUUUUACAGAAAAGAGUAGUCUGAAAAAUCAUGAAAGGAUUCACACAGGGGAAAAGCCGUUCACAUGUACAGAGUGUGGAAAAAGGUUUACAGAAAAGAGUAGUCUGAGAAAACAUGAAAGGAGUCACACAGGAGAAAAGCCAUUCACAUGUACAGAGUGUGGAAAAUGUUUUACAGAUAAGAGUAAUCUGAGAAAACAUGAAAGGAGUCACACAGGAGAAAAGCCUUUCACAUGUACAGUGUGUGGAAAAUGUUUUACAGAUAAGAGUAAUCUGAGAAAACAUGAAAGGAUUCACAAGGGAAGAAACCUUUCACAUGUCUAGAAAGUGGAAAAAGUUUUUUUUAUUGAAGUCAGGCGUCACAAAACACCAAAUAUUUACACAGAAAUAAAAUUUAUUUACACAGUGUACAAACCUUUUUACAAUUAUCCUAAAGAGGACAAACUCUCUAAAUAGAAGCUUCAAAAAGGAUGUUAUUGUAAAUGAUACUUUCUAAUCCCAGUUAUAAAAGAUCCAGAUUGGAAGUGUUCUCCUGCUGUCAUUUGUUCCUCUAUAUAUGUGCACCUUAGUGUCUCUUAUAUCAAUGUGAUAGAAUCCAAACAUGACACAGGAAUAUACAAAUCUGUCCUCAUACUGACCAGUUUACACAACCAUUCACCACCAAAGCACCCCCAGUGUUGUUUAUUAAUAUGCCAGUGUUAGGAGUUGUACGUUUGAUUUACAUAGGGGAGAAAAUAAUUACAUUUACAGAAUAAAGGAGUAUUUAUAUGAAUAGAGUGUUAGAUGAUUAUAUAAACAAGAACAUCAGUCUCAAAUGAUUGACAUCUGGGAGAUAUAUUUAAUGUGCACAUCAUGUGGAUAAACCUUUUCUUAUAGCAAAAGAUGCUUAGCAUUGUACAUGUUAUAUACCAGAGGAAUUACUUAGGGGAAACUGAUUUUAUUUAAUGAGACUCUAUCAGUAACUGUGCAUACGUGAUCAUAAUCAGUUUAAUUUAAUUGGCUACUAUAACUAAAGGGAACAUUAUAUGUCUGAUAAAUCCCUUUGUAUCAACAGCACAAGUGUUAGGUAUAUUUAUACCAUUGUGUGCAUAUAUCAUGUAAUGCUGCUUUUGACUAUAUAAUGAUAUACAAUGUUUUUUCCUGCAAGUAAAAAGUGAUUGUAAUCCA
Messenger RNA from Bombina bombina (fire-bellied toad), 3322 nucleotides. RefSeq names its product oocyte zinc finger protein XlCOF6-like. The record is from RefSeq and is a predicted model, not a curated record. Gene Ontology annotation, molecular function: RNA polymerase II cis-regulatory region sequence-specific DNA binding; DNA-binding transcription factor activity, RNA polymerase II-specific. Gene Ontology annotation, cellular component: nucleus. NCBI's taxonomy places the organism in Eukaryota, Metazoa, Chordata, Amphibia, Anura, Bombinatoridae. Bases 686 to 2479 code for a protein of 597 amino acids. The transcript has 4 exons. Gene Ontology annotation, biological process: central nervous system development; regulation of transcription by RNA polymerase II.